Messenger RNA from Danaus chrysippus (African queen), 2691 nucleotides. The record is from the annotation of a GenBank genome assembly. Lineage: Eukaryota; Metazoa; Arthropoda; Insecta; Lepidoptera; Nymphalidae.
AUGGAUUCGGAAACAGAUUGGUUGUGUGAAAUAUUACAAAAUGUUCAACUCGAACAGUUUUAUUUGGCAAUUAGAGAUCAGCUUCAGAUUACACGGUUAGCACAUUUUGAUUAUGUGCAUGCUGAAGACCUUGAAAAGAUUGGUAUUAGCAAGCCUGGAAUACGAAGGCUGCUCGAUGCUGUUAGGAAAAAGAAGCUGCAACUAUGGAAUAGAAAGUUUUGGAAUAAGCUGUUUGGUUCACCGAGUUCGACAUCGAAGGAAAAGACUGAUAUAGCAGUAAAGCCUCAAACACAGACUGAAUCUCAGACAACAUGUAUAAUACUGGAAAAGGAUAUUGUAUUACAUAAUGAAUUAGGUAAUGGAUCAUUCGGUGUUGUGAAACGGGGAGAGUGGAAGGUAGAUCAAUCAAACAAAACUAUGCCAGUGGCCGUUAAAGUGUUAAAAGCAGAUGCUUUUACCCAGCCGGGAAUAUAUGAUGACUUCAGAAGAGAAGUUGAAGCUAUGCAUAGCUUGAAACAUCCAAAUCUAAUUAAAUUACAUGGCGUAGUCUUUCAUCCAUUGAUGAUGGUUUGUGAAUUAGCCACUAUGGGAGCAUUGCUAGAUUAUAUAAGAGCUCAGGAUGGCAAAGUAUCAUUGCAAUAUAUAGCGAAAUGGUCUAGUCAAGUUGCAGCGGGAAUGGCUUAUUUGGAGAAAAAUAGAUUUCUGCAUAGAGAUCUAGCAUGCAGGAACAUAUUAUUGUCAAAUUUAGAACUGGUAAAGAUUGGUGAUUUUGGAUUAAUGCGAGCAUUACCGGACACCGACAACUGUUAUGUUAUGAGUGAAAGACGACGAGUGCCUUUUCCAUGGUGUGCUCCAGAAUCUCUUCGUUCGAGACAAUUUUCACAUGCAUCCGAUGUCUGGAUGUUUGCAGUAGCAUUGUGGGAGAUGUAUUCAUUUGGAGAAGAACCCUGGCUCGGUCUGAAUGGUUCCGAGAUACUCCGUCUUAUAAUGCGUGAGGGUCAUCGCCUCUCAGCCCCGGCCGCGUGUCCGCCGGACGUGUAUAUGCUGAUGAUGCAAUGCUGGGAUUUGGACCCCAAGGAAAGACCAACAUUCGCUGGUAUACUCAGAUAUAUGGACACCAACCGCUUUGAAACAGCCAUAGCUAAUUUGAGCUAUAGGAAGGCAGGUCAGAUGUCCAUAGAAGCGGGUGAUUCAAUCAUACUCAUUGAUAAGAGGCCUGAACUACACUGGUGGAAGGGACAAAACCAAAGAUCGCUUCAAGUAGGCCUAUUUCCCAGUAAUAUAGUCACCAUUAAAACUCAGAACAACCAAGCGGCUGUUAAAUCUCAUGCGUCUUUGAAUCGAAAAGUGUCAAAUCCAACAAGUGAGGAGGAAGUGAUACUUCGUAGACGGCGUACUAUUGAAUCGACACAAGCUCCAACAACACGAGCCGGGAACACGUCCAGCAAACAUUUUAAUUACAAUAAACUGGUGAACGAUAGAACGAGGACUGUAAGGGAUAACUACUCCAAGAGCUUAGGACAAGUUAAAGAGGACCUGCUUAUCGACUUAGACCUACCGCCGUGCACUAAAACAACGCCUACAAAGAAACAGACGACACAAAACAAUGUAUCUAUAUUGGAUGAACCCAUCGAUGUACCUGAAAUUGGUCCUGAAUUAGAUUGGGGUCAGCAGAGCAUUGAAAGUCUGCCAACGUAUUGUACGGAACCACAGACGAGUCGAAGCAUAUAUGGUGCUAAGUCAUUGGAUGGAUUGAAUAUUACACUACCACAAGCACAGGAUCCUUUCGAUACUACGAAUCUUUGGAUAUCAAACAACGAAUCUCAAUCGAGACCCAACUACGACAUACAACUCAACGAUUCACUCAACCAACUCAGCAUUCAAUCUCAGACAUACUCGAAUACAUUAGCAACUAGUUCAGAUGCGGAAUUAUAUAACAAUGUAGUUCCCGUCGCCUUGAACAAUACUAACCAACAAAACAAUCAGAAUAACUACGGAAUGUUAUCCAACGCGUAUACGACUUCUAUACAAGCGACCAAUAGAAGUACGUACAACGAAAAUACGGCUUCGGAAAAUAAAUACGAAUCUAAUAUUAAACCACCGACACAGAUAUCGCUGGACGAUAGAAUAUCUGAAUCAUUGAAUCUCAGAGCUAAGAAUACUAAUAGCGAUUUAUACGCUAACUGCGACACGCCUGCAACAUCUCACAACACAAACGGCGGGUAUACAGAUAUACCGAUAUACAGUAAUUUCGAAAUCAAUCCAACACAACCAUUAGUAUUAGAAACUAAGGAUUACUACAAGAAACUAUCUACGCCAGCCAGUAGUAUAAAUAUGGACUACCAAAAAAACAUGUACGUCCCUAAACAUGAAGAUGGGGAGAAAUUGAAGAAUUUCAGUGAGAAUUUGGAAAAUUCCAAAAAUUAUUCAGUAUUUAAAACAUAUCAGAAUAUAGAUUACUUGCAGUACAGUCAUUACGGGCCGUCGACCUCGCGCCAGGCUACGUACGACGAGGUGAACGAAACUAACAUAUACAGUGAGAUCGGCGAGCCGAGUGUGUAUUCGAGCUCGACUUACAUGAAUACGAAUACAAGUACACAUCCGAAUACGAAUACGUGUGUGUACGAUGAAGUAUACGAACCGGUGCCUCGCCCCCACAGACCCGCACCGCCCUGUCCAUUUAAACGAUGA